This is a messenger RNA of Annulohypoxylon truncatum, 2752 nucleotides long. Its product is annotated as AdoMet-dependent rRNA methyltransferase spb-1. Gene Ontology annotation, biological process: maturation of 5.8S rRNA from tricistronic rRNA transcript (SSU-rRNA, 5.8S rRNA, LSU-rRNA); rRNA methylation; maturation of LSU-rRNA from tricistronic rRNA transcript (SSU-rRNA, 5.8S rRNA, LSU-rRNA). The transcript has 3 exons. The record is from RefSeq and is a predicted model, not a curated record. NCBI's taxonomy places the organism in Eukaryota, Fungi, Ascomycota, Sordariomycetes, Xylariales, Hypoxylaceae. Gene Ontology annotation, cellular component: nucleus; preribosome, large subunit precursor; nucleolus. The coding region runs from base 127 to 2625 and encodes 832 amino acids. Gene Ontology annotation, molecular function: rRNA (guanine) methyltransferase activity; rRNA (uridine-2'-O-ribose)-methyltransferase activity.
UUCAAGAUGCACGAUAAAGAAUCUGCCAAUUGAUGCGGGACACAUGAACAUAUUGCGCUGACAACCGCCAGUGUCAAUCAUUCUCGAGACGUAUCUUUUGGCUAAGCGCCGGCUAUUUGAAACGGCAUGGCGAUUCAGAAGAAGCACGGAAAAGGCCGUCUUGACAAAUGGUACAAGUUAGCGAAGGAGAAAGGUUACCGCGCCCGUGCCGCCUUCAAGUUAAUCCAGUUGAACAAGAAGUAUGGCUUCCUCGAGAAGAGUAAGGUCCUUCUGGAUCUUUGCGCUGCCCCGGGAUCAUGGUGUCAGGUAGCGGCAGAGGCCAUGCCGGCCAACAGCCUCAUCGUUGGUGUAGAUCUUUCUCCCAUCAAGCCUAUUCCUAAGGUCAUAACCUUCCAAAGCGAUAUUACCACCGAUAAGUGCCGCGCGACGAUUAGGCAACACUUGAAGACAUGGAAGGCCGAUACUGUACUUCACGAUGGUGCGCCAAACGUCGGUACCGCUUGGGUCCAGGACUCCUUCAACCAGGCAGAACUGGCCCUCCAAUCUAUGAAAUUAGCGACAGAGUUUCUAGUCGAGGGUGGCACGUUCGUCACAAAGGUCUUCCGAUCGAAAGAGUACAACAAGCUUCUCUGGGUUUUUAAUCAACUAUUCACCAAAGUUGAAUCGACGAAACCUCCAUCCUCCCGAAAUGUCUCUGCUGAAAUUUUCGUCGUGUGUCGUGGAUUCAAGGCUCCCAAACAUAUCGAUCCCCAGUUCCUUGACCCGCGGGCAGUAUUUGCUGAACUCGCUGAUUCGGCGCCCAACAACGAGGCCAAGGUCUUCAAGCCUGAGAUCAAGAAGAGGAAGAGAGGUGGUUACGAGGAAGGCGACUAUACACAAUUCAAGGAAAUCCCAGCAAGUCAAUUCAUCGAGACCGUUGAUCCUAUAGCGAUCCUUGGCAACUACAACAAACUCUCCUUUGAACAACCACGUAAUGGUGAUGUGGCGCUCGCGGCAUUGGAUAAGAUGCCAGACACAACCGAAGAAAUCAGGAUAUGUUGCGCGGAUUUGAAAGUUCUAGGUCGAAGAGAAUUCAAACUCCUGCUUAAAUGGAGAUUGAAAGCUCGCGAAGCUUUCGGGUUGCCGACUAAAAAGACCACAAAGCCUGCUGAACCUGAAGAAGUUGCAGAAGUUGAACCUAUGGAUGAGGAGCUGAAGAUUCAAGAAGAAUUACAAGCACUGAAGGACAAGGAUAGUGCCAAAAAGAAGCGUGAACGACGAAAGGAGAAUGAGAAGAAGCAAAAGGAGAUCGUGCGAAUGCAAUUACAUAUGGUUGCUCCUAUGGAUAUCGGCAUGGAACAAGACGGCCCUUCUGGUCACGACUCCAUGUUUGCUCUAAAGCCCAUUGACAAGCAUGGCGUAGCCAACAAGAUUGUAAAGGGAAAGAUGGCUAUGAUAAACGAGUCAAAAAAGGAUAAAGAUAGUGGUAUCGGCUCCUCGGGUGACACAGAUGACGAGUCGGACGAAGAGGAAGAUCGUCUUGAACGGGAACUCGAUAACAUGUAUGACCAAUACAGGGAACGGAAAGCAGAGUCAGAUGCCAAAUUCCGAGCGAAGAAAGCUAGGAAGGAACACGAUGACGGCGAGUGGGAAGGCGUAUCAGCAGAUGAACAACAGUCUAGCGACGAUGAGGUAUUAGACGAGGACGAAGACAGUAGCGAUAAUUCCGAUGAAGACGACGCUCCCUCCAAGCCACUUCUUACCGACCUAGAUAACCAACCAACGGGGUCUGGAGGUCUUUCAAAACGAGCCACAAACUUUUUCAGCCAAGACAUAUUUAAAGAUAUACCGGGAAUUCUCGAUGAACCUGAAGCCGACGAAAUGGAUGUUGAUGAGGAUGAGGUUCCUGAAGUCGAUAAACUGACAAUUUCAACGAAAAAGGAGACAAAAGCUAAAAAGGAAAAGUCUAAGAAAGCCAAGGUUGAGGUUCCUUCUGAAUCUGAAGAUGAUGAUCAAGAUGGGUUUGAGGUUGUCAAGCAAGAUCAAGAUGACGAUUGGGAAGAUCAAGAUAAACGCCGAGCAGACGGAAGACUUGACAUCGACAUCAUCACCGCCGAAGCCAUGACCCUCGCGCACCAGCUCGCAACAGGCCAAAAGACCAACUACGACGUCGUCGACGACGGCUUCAACAAGCACGCCUUCCGGGACCGCGACGGGCUGCCGGACUGGUUCAUCGACGACGAGUCGCGGCACGACAAGCCCCAGAAGCCCAUCACCAAAGCCGCGGCCGCGGCCAUCAAGGAGAAGACGCGCGCGCUGAACGCCCGGCCCAUCAAGAAGGUCCGCGAGGCCAAGGCCCGCAAGAAGUUCAAGGCCGCCCAGCGCCUCGAGAAGCUGAAGAAGAAAUCCGACCUCCUGGCCAACGAGGAGGGCCUGACCGAGAAGGAGAAGGCGGAUAGCAUAUCGAGGCUGCUGGCCAAGGCCGCGAAGAAGAAGCCGAAGCAGCCGGCUAAAUUGGUCGUGGCGAGGGGCCUGAAUAGGGGUAUCAAGGGACGCCCGAAGGGUGUCAAGGGCAGGUAUAAGAUUGUGGAUCCUAGGAUGAAGAAAGAGCUUAGGGCGCAGAAGAGGAUUGCGAAGCGCAAGUAAAAUUAGGGUUUUAGAAAAGGAAAAGGGGAAAAGGGGUUGUACAGAAAAGGCCUGUCUAUUGACUCUAGUUAUGGUAUGGACUUUGGAAUACGAUAUACCCUCGUGAUGAGCGAUGCUGCAUAACACU